AACUUGGCAUGGACUCAUCAUUUUAAAUAUUUUAUGAUUUAGUAUUGUAUUACAUAAAUGUAUAUACCUAUAUGCGAUAAAAAUGUAGACAAGAAAUAAAAAAUCUGUUAAACAAGAGAACCAUAUUAUAAAUUUUUUUUGUUAAAGUUAUGAAGUGAAAUUGCAAUAAGCAACAAAAAAGUGAUGGAAAAUAUUUUGCGUGAAAUUAUUUCCGUCGCAUUAAUUGAGAUACGUUAAUAAUGGCAGCCGAAGCUACAGAAAGCAAAUUAAAAAGAAGAGGUGUCAAUCAGAUCAACCAUCGAACGUCUUUGUUAGUUGGAGGCAAACAAAGGAAGACUAGAUCAGGUGGAAAGGAGCCAUUUACUAUACUAUCAUCCUCACACCGAAAACGAAGUUUUCUAAAGGUUCUUGUUCCAAACAAAAAUCGCGUUGAAGAAUUGUACAGGUUAUUUCCACAGCUUCCACCAGGUGAAAAGCCGUUCAAUGGCUUCACCUGCGCGUUACAUAAAGACAUUUUACUUCAAGGUCGAAUGAUAAUCUCUACGAAUUGCAUCUGUUUCCAUUCCAAUAUUUUUGGAUAUGAGACAAGGCUCGUCAUAUACUUUAAGAAUGUGUUGGCGGUUCGAAGAGAGAAGACAGCUUUUGUGGUACCAAACGCCAUCUCCGUCAGAACGGUGCACAAACGAUACUUGUUUUGCUCCUUCCUGUCACGUGAGAGUGUUUACAAAUUAAUUUUGCGAAUAUGGAAAACGUCAACAGAGGAUAAAGUGGAAAGUCAAGAUUUGAACAGUCAAGGAAAACGUUUGUGCAGUAGAGAGUGUACAACAGACGUCAAUCACAACCAACUUACCACGAUUACUUCGUAUGAUAGUUCACUUGGUGCGAGUUAUGGGAACUAUAUGUCAGCUCGUCCCCAUACAUCUCCACCAUCUUUAAAUUCAUCUCCACAAUUUUCUUAUCGGCAUUUGGCACCGGAUAAGUUGUAUGAAGGUAUUGGAGAUAUCACUAAUACCGAUUCAGAUGGAAUGGAUGAAGAGACGGAACCUGAUGACGGGGAGGUGUUUAUAGAGAACAGUGCGCUGCGACGCCGAAAUUUUACGAAAUCAAAUACAUUAGGAGAUUUGAGAGAACUAGCUGGAGUUAGCAACAGUAUCGGAUCAAAAAAAGUUGAUCAAAUUGGUAAAAACAUGUUAAAAAGAUACAAAAUAUUUUGUUUAAAUGAAACUUCACAUCUGCAAAGAUGUUACACAACCGCGUCAGUUAAUAUAAGGCUGAUGCUAAAAGUCAUAUAUCAAACCUUUAAUAGAAUCCGACUGAAAAAUCCGGCUGUGUUCAUUAUGUUGUUAUUAUUUAUGUGUUUGACUUUCCUAUCGCUUGUUCUCCUCCUCCGCGUAAAUGCUGCCACGAAAAACUUACAAGUCGAAGCAUCCAUGCCGGAUAGCACGACGUCUGACAACCUUAGAAUGCAAGAUAUAUUUCAUUAUCGUGAUAAUUUGCAUAAUGCGAAAGUUGCAAGAAUGAAGUCUAUACUAUCAGUGAACUUGGAAACAGUUAACGAGGUGCGUAAGGCGCUCCAUGAUCUCAAAGAAAAGUUACAGUAGCAAUUGAUUGGUUUGAAAGCAAAAUCCUGAUAGAUGACGUAAUAUAUAUAAUGGGAUUGAAAAACAUGUCUAUAUGUAAAGGGCAUGUGUUAUGGGUAGGAGUUGAUACUCCACACCUUGUCCGAGUCCAGUCCAGUAUGAAAGGGCGUUGAAUUGGUACUGCUUUUUAAAAAAUUAUCUCUUCUGUUAACUUCCAUAUAACAAAAAACAAAGAUUUUACUCCCUAAUUAAAGACACGUGUGUUUGUCUUGAAGAAUAGUAUUAUAUUUAAAAGUAAAAAAUACCGUUAACACGUUAGCCGUGUUCACACCUACCAAAACAAAAAUACGUGUUAAAUCCUUAAUAACUACCUGCUUCCGAAUUUUAGUGGGACUGUUAAAAAAAUUCAAGAUUUGUACAUUAUGUUUUAUUUAUUUAGAAUUUAAUAUUAAUUCCACUUACACUAAAUCGUUGUGAAAAGCAUAACAGUCUCAAAAUACGGCUGGUCCGUAUUUUAUGUCGUGAACAAUCAUCUGGUCUUCCUUUUUUUCCAUUCAAUUUCUUUUUAUUUUUCGUUUCGUGUUUUGUUUUAUACACUUUUGAUAUAUUUAUACUUCGAAUUAUUUAAUAGCACGUUUGUUGUAUCAGUUUCGCUUUUUGUGCGUUUCGGUAUGUUACCGUAUAUUGCCGUAUGUUACCGUAUUCUACCGUCGUAGACGUGUAUUUAAAAACACUGUUUAACUGCAAAAAUAUUUGUCGUAAAUAUUUUUUUGUAACUUUGUAAUGUCUUAUUUUCUUUGUGUAACAUAUUUCUCAUGAGACAAUAGAAGAAGUACUUGUAAAA
Messenger RNA from Hydractinia symbiolongicarpus, 2424 nucleotides. RefSeq lists its product as uncharacterized. Gene Ontology annotation, cellular component: endoplasmic reticulum membrane; plasma membrane; endoplasmic reticulum-plasma membrane contact site. Gene Ontology annotation, molecular function: sterol transfer activity; sterol binding. The transcript is spliced from 16 exons. Lineage: Eukaryota; Metazoa; Cnidaria; Hydrozoa; Anthoathecata; Hydractiniidae. Gene Ontology annotation, biological process: intracellular sterol transport. The record is from RefSeq and is a predicted model, not a curated record. The coding region runs from base 240 to 1601 and encodes 453 amino acids.